Haemorhous mexicanus (house finch) is the source of this 2851-nucleotide messenger RNA. It is a transcript of the gene GALR3, whose product is annotated as galanin receptor 3. The transcript has 4 exons. Bases 1427 to 2674 code for a protein of 415 amino acids. Lineage: Eukaryota; Metazoa; Chordata; Aves; Passeriformes; Fringillidae. Gene Ontology annotation, molecular function: galanin receptor activity. Gene Ontology annotation, biological process: neuropeptide signaling pathway; adenylate cyclase-modulating G protein-coupled receptor signaling pathway. Gene Ontology annotation, cellular component: membrane. The record is from RefSeq and is a predicted model, not a curated record.
CCGAGGAUCCUCCGGAGGCGGCGGUGGGCCUGGGAUGCCCGGCGGUGGGAGCAGGCAGAGGAGGAGGAGGAGGCAGCUGCGGUGUGGUCCCUCCAUGGCGAGCGGCGCUGUGACAGGCUGUGCCCGGCUGCAGGCUUGCACUCUGCCGCAUCUCCUGGGUUAUCACCGCGUCCCGAGGCAUGGCCUUCCCCUUUUCCCUGGUUACAGCGGCUGAUAGGGAGCUGGCAGGGACACUUCGCUCCUUCCCGCCAGAGGGGCAGGUGUGGGGGAGAAGCCGCAUGGUACCUCCUGCCGCUGAGCCAGUGGGGAUAAUUUGGGCUGCUGAGGAGGGGAAGGGGCCAGCACCUCCUUCUCCCCAUCCUGCAUCAUCAUUGGUACCCCACAACCUUCCCAUUGAAGGGAAGCUGGUGGGCUUUAAGUCUUGCUGAGAAAGGAUCACCGAACCACGCUCAAUGCAGCUGGAAGUCCUCAUGGCACAGGUCCUGUCACCAGAAUGGACAUGGCAGUAGGGCUGCCUGGGUCACUGUCUUCUCCUGGCACUUAAGUCCAGCCCCCAUGUGUCUCCAGGCAGCUGUGAUGAAGCUGGACCUCUGGAGGUGGCCAUCCUGGAGGUUUUGUCCUCCCUCCCAUACUGUAGUACUGAUGGAGUGGAGACCUGGACUGGAUGGAAUCCAAAACUGGCUUUCUCUUCCUUCCCUAGGUCAGACGUUGUGGGAGAGGCUCAAUCUGUUCAAUGCUACUAACAAUUAAUUAAUAACAUCUAGUAAAAGCAAUUAAUUGCUCAUCGUCCAGAGGGUUUGGGACCCUAUAUUUGAGGGACAGGGCAGGAAUGAGGCUCACAGAUAUGGGAUAUUUACAUUCCCUGGAGGUGUUGGAAAACACCUCCUGAACACCCAGCUUUGAGAGGUGGCUGCUGAGGUCCAAAGGACCCUUUCCCCCUCCAUCCUCCCUUUUCCACCAGAGAGUAGUGAGCUUUCUCUCUGCCACCCCCUUCUCAGCAGGAGGAGCAAGGAGCAGCUGAGCCUGCAGGAAAGCUGGGCAGAGAGGAGUUAAUUCCAAACCCAACCUCAGGGAGAGGGGAAAAAAAACCAACAGAGAACUAUGGAUCAGCAGCAAGAGCAGAGGGAGGGAAAAGGGGGAGUCAGAGAGAGAGGAGAGCUGGUGGCGGGCAGGGGGAGGCAGUGGAGCACCAGGCAGGAGCGACUGGAAUAACCGAGCUGCCCAGAUAAACUCCCCUGUGGUCUGCAUCUUCCCGCUACCACUGCGUGGGCUGGACUGGAGGUCUCCCCCUAAGCGAGUGGCAAAGCUGCAGGCCCUUCCUCAAAAAGGUGGCUCCAGGGUCUCCUCCCCAUCCUCUCCUACCUGCCAUCCAGCCUGUGACCACCUCUCAGCAUCAGGGAAAAGGUCCCUACAGUCUGACAGGAAGAUGCCAGGGGGAUUGAACAUCUCUUCUGACAGCCUGGAGCUACGAGCAGCAGGGAUUAUUGUGCCCAUCAUCUUCUCCCUCAUCUUCCUUGUGGGUACUGUGGGAAAUGGGCUGGUGCUGGCUGUGUUGCUGUGGAAUGGCCAAGUCAAGUACUCCACCACCAACCUCUUCAUCCUCAACCUGGCUGUGGCUGACCUGUGCUUCAUCAUCUGCUGUGUCCCUUUCCAGGCCACCAUUUACACCCUGGAUGGGUGGCUCUUUGGGGCCUUUGCCUGCAAGGCUGUGCAUUUCCUGAUCUACCUCACCAUGUAUGCCAGCAGCUUUACCCUGGCUGCCGUCUCUGUUGACAGGUACUUGGCCAUUCGCUAUCCGCUGAAGUCUCGGGAUCUCCGCACAUCUCGAAAUGCAGGAGUGGCCAUUGUGGUAAUCUGGUCACUGUCGAUGCUCUUCGCAGGGCCUUACCUCAGUUACUACCAGAUAAUCCACUACCAUGGUGUGCCCAUCUGUGUCCCCAUCUGGGAGGACCAGCACCGAAAGGUUCUGGACAUCCUCACGUUUGUAUUUGGAUACCUGCUGCCUGUGACCGUGGUGAGCCUGGCAUACUCGAGGACCAUCAAGUUCUUGUGGACUUCUGUAGACCCCAUAGAAAGAAUCUCAGAGUCUCGGAAAGCCAAGCGUAAGGUCACCAAGAUGAUUGUCACAGUGGCCAUCCUGUUCUGCCUCUGCUGGCUGCCCCACCACCUGGUCAUCCUCUGCUUCUGGUUUGGCGACUUUCCCUUCAACCGGGCCACUUACGCUUUCCGCCUGGCUUCCCACUGCCUUUCCUACACCAACUCCUGCCUCAACCCCAUUGUCUAUGCCCUCAUCUCCAAGCAUUUCCGCAAGCGUUUCAAGCAGGCCUUCACCUGCCUCUUCUUUCAGAAAAAGAUCAGGAAAAAGAAGAAGAAGAGAGCUGGAAGAAAAGUCCAUAUGGUCAAUGUGGGAAGAGGUUUUGCCAAUAGGACAGGAGAUUUCUAUGGAGGCAACACUGAGGUGACCCAAGCCCCAGAAGAGAACACCAGAAAGAGGGACCAUGAAGGUCCCAGUCGUGCCAGAGCAUGGACUCGGCAGGUACAAGAUGCCAUGGUCUCUGUUCAGAAGGAGCUACUGGAGGAGGAAAUUUUGGCAACAGCUGGCCAUUCCCUAGAUGUGACCCCUCUAAGAGGAGCUGUUGGACAAGGCCAAGAAGAAGCCCUAGAAAAGGGCUAGAGAGGCUAGAAAAAGUCUCAAUUUGCAUCACAUUUUCUGACCACAUCAUAGUGGUUUUGCUUUCCUCCAGGACAUCAUGCCCACUUCUUAUCCCCACUGAAAUGGUUUUAUGUACUCAUGUCUGAGACUUGCCAUCAUCCCAGCUCAAUAUUCACGGUAAACUUUAAGUGACUGCAA